This is a messenger RNA of Trichoderma gamsii, 2550 nucleotides long. RefSeq lists its product as hypothetical. The transcript has a single exon. The record is from RefSeq and is a predicted model, not a curated record. Bases 1 to 2550 code for a protein of 849 amino acids. NCBI's taxonomy places the organism in Eukaryota, Fungi, Ascomycota, Sordariomycetes, Hypocreales, Hypocreaceae.
AUGGCGUCCGUCUUGCCCCUCCGCUUACUCCGCUACGAUGCCGCCACUCAAAGCUUUGCCGUCGUGCAGCCCAAUGCCCCGGGUGCACCUAGAGUGCAGUCGUUUGACAUAACUUCGUACACGUGGGGACUGAAGAGAAAGAUGCCGUUCAAAACUAAAAUAGAGGGAGUGACCUGGCCCUUGUACUUGUCCAAGAAGAAGCUGCGGAAUAUCAAGAAAUUGAUGGUGCAAGGCGGGAUUGAAUAUAUAUGGGCGGAUUGCGUGUGUAUCAACCAGAGCGACGAUGCUGAGAAGGCUCGCGAGGUGCCCAAGAUGUACGAGUACUACAGGAGCGCUCGCAAGUGCCAUAUACUCCUCGAGAUUGACGAGGUGUGGGACCCUCAGAAGACGGUCGCCAAUCUCGGAUUCGUGGGCCACAUUAUGUCGCAAACGAGUGGUGAGGCGAUCACCUCGGAAGCGAAAAUGACGCAAAAUAUGGUCGACAGCCUGUCUGAGUGGGCUAAUACUGCGCCCUGGGCCUUUCCCAUGGAUAAAUCCAUUGUCAAGUCGGCUUCUAUAGAUAUGGGCGUUCUUAACUGCUACUCCACAUGCGUCAACCAAGUCAAGGCCGUGUUCGACAAUGUGUACUUUCGACGCGUCUGGACGUACCAAGAGAUGCUGCUGGGUAAGAACACCACACUGUGGAGUGUCGACAAGACCACGUUAUCGUGCGCAGGCGAGUUGGGUGUCUGGAUGGACCUGGCGACCGACUCGAGGGACAAGGCGUCCAAGCUGUACGACUGGAUCAAUGAUUCUCGUCAUCUCAAGACCACAACCCAGAGCAUGAUCCUAGCCUUGAUCAAUUAUGACAGUGACAUCCUCCGUACCCUGCAGGUGGUAGUGGAAGGUAUCAACGCUGCAAGAGGCGACAUCAUCAACGGCGGCCCUUUGUGGUGGAAAAGAAACCACAAGGGCGUCGGCAACGUGUUCUCGUCCAUCUCCAUCAUCCCCCGAAAGGCGACAUGGAAGCCCGACACCUUCACGGGGCUUUUGGGUGUAUUUAGCGGUUUGUUUACACCGGCAGAGUUUGAGCGGGAUAUGGCCACCACCGACCUGAACGCCCUCUCGUUUGCCUUCUUCAAGCAGCUGUCCAUCAAAACGGGCCAAGCAUGGACCAAGCUCGCCAUCGGCAAUGGAGAGGAUCGUGAAUGGGGCUGGAUUCCAGUUGGCACAGAGUAUGAAGAUGCAAUUCCUGAAAAGAAAGAAUGUACUGACCACGGGCUCAUCGGGAUGGGGGACGAGGAGGACUUUAAGAGCGAUGAGGAGGAGGAGAGACUUGAACGGGAGGAAAGAGAUGGAACCGACGACGACGACAAGAGCGACGACCAGUUCACGACCACCGAUUGCUUCUCUGGAGUAAUCAAUCUCGGCAUGCUAAAGCAAAACACAAGUCUAGCCAAGGUGUAUGCCACGACUGGCCUCAUUGGCAGCCCACGCGGGUACAUGAAAAUAAGUCUAAAUCAGGUUCCAUCAACCGGGAAUGGCCGGCCAGAUUUCAACUUUUACUUCCGGGGCUGCAACUGCGGCAAGAAGAUCAAAACAGGAACCUUUAAGACCGAACCGAUACUUGAUCACUCCGAGCAGGUGGUCGAAGUAUCUGGCGACGAGACCGGCGGGUAUCUAGUCCAGUGCGCCACCAUGCUAGGGAGUGUCUUUGACCCGGGUAACGACCUCCGAAUCUUCCGCAAGACCCUCCUCGAGAAGCUGCAGCCCUAUUGGGACUUCACCGACCCCAGCGCUCGGCCACGCAACUGGAUCGACCGGUGCGUGAGCGGGACCGAGUGGGAGGACCCAUCGUACGAGUACCUACGCCACCACAACAUGUCGAUGCACUACCGCCUGCGCCACAUCACGCGCUACCGCUCUCGCCUCGAGAACCCUUCCACGCGGAACAUCUCCUGCCGCGUCGAGGUGAACUGCGGCUGCGUCAUCCAGGCGCCCUUCUCCUUCGUCUUCGAGGGCCUCACCGCUGUGUACGGCAGCCCGCUGGGGACGAUAUCGGCUACGCAGGACGGCGCCAAGCGCAUCAUCAUCCGCGACGGCCUCGGCCUGGUCAACCCCGGGGGGGUAGGGAAGAAGUGGCUCGAGAACUCGGACCGCAACAACGUCCUUCGUCUCGUGGCCUUUGGCGGCAACAUUGACGCUCACAAGUGGCAUGCCUCGCAGUGCCGCAGCCAGAAGGAAAGCAAGCCCCUGCCGAGACCCGAGAAGCUGUGGCCCACGGGCAGAGCGCUCGUCAGGGACGGGUUCAGCCAUUCUGCCAGUGACGGUAUGUUGAGAGAUUACGGGUACGCCGAGACUGGGCCGGAUGCGAGGCAGACGCAGCGCGGCGGCGGCGACGACAACAAGUACCAGGACGAUCUGUCGGAGGAGGAGAAGAUGGCGAGGAAGAGCUGCGGCAACCUGCUUAUUUGUCGGAAUAAUCCAAUGAGUCCAUACAGGGUAAUCGGAGUCUGCGUGGACGGCGAGAUUGCGAGCAAGAAAGGGCAGGAUGUUAUUACGAUUCGUUAA